Messenger RNA from Macrosteles quadrilineatus (aster leafhopper), 5904 nucleotides. Its product is annotated as 1-phosphatidylinositol 4,5-bisphosphate phosphodiesterase gamma-1-like. Bases 232 to 3867 code for a protein of 1211 amino acids. The transcript has 26 exons. The record is from RefSeq and is a predicted model, not a curated record. Gene Ontology annotation, biological process: phosphatidylinositol-mediated signaling; phospholipid catabolic process; positive regulation of epithelial cell migration. Gene Ontology annotation, molecular function: protein binding; phosphatidylinositol-4,5-bisphosphate phospholipase C activity; calcium ion binding. Lineage: Eukaryota; Metazoa; Arthropoda; Insecta; Hemiptera; Cicadellidae.
GCCAUAUUUGGGGUUAGGUUUCAAUUUAGUUCUGCCGUUUAGUAAGCAUAAAAUAUAUUCUGUUUUAUUGUUACUUGAGUUUUAAAGAAUAAUUAUGUUAUGAAGUGUAUUAUACAACGAUGGAUAGUAUAAAUAACUUUCGUGUAGCGGAAACAAAAUUACAGCUAGGCCUUCAUGUUAAUGAAUAACACAUUCAUUGGUAUGUAACAUCUACGCAAACUGUUGAUCAAGAUGGCAAUGAUGAAUGGAAUGAUGGUGAGUUUCAUGCCAGAAAUGGAACAAAUCAUCAGCCAGCUAGAGAGAGGAACAAUAGUGACAAGGUUUUAUCCAAGAAAAAGACCCGAGAAGAAGACAUUGAUGAUUAGAAGAGAAACUAGACAAAUUGUAUGGGCAAGGACUGCAGCCACUAGAACUAUAGAAGGAGCAGUUGAAAUGAGGGAGGUGCACGAGAUCCGGGCUGGUAAGAUCUACAAAGACUUUGAAAGAUGGCCGGAGGAGGCUAAGCGUAUUGAGAGUCUUCGCUGUUUCAUUGUCUUCUAUGGGUCGGAAUUCAAGCUUAAGUCUUUGUCCAUAGCUGCAUUGUCGGAGAAGGAGUGCGGUUUGUGGUUGCGUGGACUACGUCACCUAGUGCAGGACACCAUGAAUGCACCGUACCCACUGCAAGUCGAGCGGUGGCUACGCAAGGAGUUUUACACAAUGGAAAACAACAGAGAAAUAGUUACCCUUAAGGACCUCAAAGGUUUCCUGCCUCGAGUCAAUUGUAAAAUAUCAACAAAUAGAUUAAGAGAACUGUUUCAAGAAGUAGAUGUUCGGAAAAGGAACGAAAUAGGAUUUGAUGAUUUCGCCGAGCUUUACCACAAGCUUAUGUUUGAUGAAAGUAUAUUCGGAGAGUCGCUGUCGAGGUACAGCAGCAGUGGGGACGGAAUGGUCAGUGUGCAGAUGUUGACAAGGUUCUUGUCUCAAGAGCAAGGGGACAAUGUGGAUGAAGUGAAGGUGUCUCGCCACAUGAGAGAAUAUCUGCAAGACGCCCAGAGAGAUGUGCAGGAGCCUUACUUCACUACUAGAGAGUUUAUGGACUUCUUAUUUUCCAAGCAAAAUGAAAUGUGGGACAACAAGUAUGGCGAGGUUCAUCAGGAUAUGACUCGGCCGUUGGCUCACUAUUGGAUCUCUUCCUCCCACAACACUUACCUGACGGGAGACCAGUUCUCCAGUGAGUCGAGUGUGGAAGCUUACGCAAGGUGUCUGAGGAUGGGCUGUCGUUGUAUAGAACUGGACUGUUGGGAUGGGCCUGACGGAAUGCCUAUUGUCUACCACGGACACACGCUGACUAGUCGGAUCAAGUUCCUGGAUGUUGUUCGGACGAUUCGAGAACACGCCUUCGUCACGUCUGAAUAUCCUGUAAUCCUGUCAAUCGAGGACAACUGCUCGCUGCUGCAGCAACGCAACAUGGCCGCCACCAUGGUGGAGGUGUUUGGAGAGCUGUUGUUAGUACAUCCGGUGGAAAAAAACGAGACUAAGCUGCCGUCGCCGGAACAAUUAAGGCACAAGAUCUUGCUGAAACAUAAGAAACUGCCUGAUGGUGUUGACGAGGCCGCUUUGCUCAUGAGAUCUGAUGAAGGUCGUGGAGAGAUGGACUUGAGAACAACAGUGAAGAACGGAGUUUUGUACCUCGAAGAUCCUGUAGACAAGGAGUGGAAUCCUCACUUCUUUGUUCUAACUCAGAACAAACUCUUCUACACAGACAGCUUCCACGGGAACGAAGAGAACGAUGACGACACCGAGAAUGAGGAUGAAGAAAACCACACAAGCUUUCAAAGACCUAAAGAGGGAGUGCCCAAUGACGAGUUGCAUUUUGGUGAGAAGUGGUUUCACGGAAAGUUGGCCGGAGGACGCAGCGAGGCAGAGGAUCUCUUGCGCAAGUUUGCACGCCUAGGAGAUGGAACAUUCCUGGUGCGAGAGAGUGAAACAUUCGUUGGAGAUUACUCUCUCUCAUUCUGGAGACAAGGCAAGGUAAACCACUGUCGUAUCCGCUCCAAACAGGACCGAGGUCAGACUAAAUACUUCCUCAUUGACAGCAACUGCUUCGACUCGUUGUAUAGUCUCAUCACACACUACCGCACCCAUCCACUAAGAUCUCAGGAGUUCCUGAUCACGUUGAAGGAGCCAGUUCCCCAGCCCAACAAACACGAGGGGAAGGAAUGGUACCACCCUCUCGCUACUCGCAGUUCUGCCGAGGACCUCCUCAAGAGGGUGCCUCAUGACGGAGCCUUCCUGGUCAGACCUAGCGACAAGGAUCACAAUGCGUACACCAUCUCAUUCCGGGCGGAGAAGAAAAUCAAACACUGCCGGAUCAAGGUGGAAGGGCGGCUUUACACCAUCGGCACCGUUCAGUUUGAGAGUCUGGUGGAGCUGGUCAGUUACUAUGAGAGACAUCCGUUGUACCACAAAGUGCGACUGUGGUACGCGGUCAGUGAAGAUCACGUGCAUCGGCUGGCUUUGGAAGCUGAUGAUGGUUCAGUGUCGGGAACUCCUGGAUACAUUGAUCCGAGCAGCUUCACAUCCAAGGUUACCGUCAAGGCAAUAUACGACUACCAGGCUCGUCACGAUGAUGAACUAUCAUUCUGCAAGCACGCCAUCAUCACCAACGUGAACAAGCAGGAUGGGGGGUGGUGGAGGGGAGACUACGGAGGCAAGCGGCAACAGUGGUUUCCCUCCAACUAUGUGGAGGAGAUUGAACCUCAGAGAGACGAGCCCAGAGAUGAUACGUCGACAGACUCAAUGUUCCUGGGCAGUUUACAGAAGGGCAGCUUGGAUGUGAUGGGAGCCGUGGUAGAAUUGGCGACUACCGGACGACCUGGGCUGGAGUGGGUGCUGAGGAUACAAGUUCCCAACAUGUGCAGUGUGUUUGAGGUGGCUGUUCCCUCAGAAGACCAAGCCAUUGAGUGGAUGACGGCAAUCAAGAAGACGGCUCAAACCGCCAGUGACCGGGAGAUUCAAAACAAAGAGAUGGAACGGACGUGGAGGAUUGCGAAGGAGAUGUCAAACCUGAUCAUUUACUGUAGAUCUGUUGCCUUCAACAUGGACAGGAUACGAGUGAAGGGGUUCAUAUACAAUGAGAUGAGUUCCUUCCCAGAGACUAAGGCUGAGAAAACCAUAUGUCAGCAAGAGAGCAGGUUCUUCCUCAAAUACCAUCAGUUCCAGUUCAGCAGAGUCUACCCCAAGGGUCAGAGGAUAGACUCUUCUAACUACAACCCCAUCCCCUGCUGGAACAGUGGGUGUCAAAUGGUCGCUCUCAACUACCAAACCCCAGACAAACCUAUGCAGUUGAACCAAGCCAGGUUCAGGCUCAACGGAGGCUGUGGAUUUGUACUGAGACCAGAGGUUAUGUUUCGUCCAGACUAUGAUCCCCUUGUCCCCCCUCCACCCUUUGUGGCGAACUCUAUCUCUGUUUCUCUCAAGGUGAUAGCGGCGAGACAUCUGAUAAGGUCAGGUAGAGGAACCACCAGCCCCUUUGUAGAGGUAGAGGUGCUCGGAGCGGACUACGAUUCUGGCACCAAGCUGACUACCAAAACUGUCGCUGACAACGGUUUGAAUCCGGUGUGGAAUGACUCGGUCAGUUUUGAGGUCAUGAAUCCAUCGCUAGCUCUGCUGAGGUUCCAGGUACAGGACGAAGACAUGUUUGGGGAUUCAAACUUCAUCGGACAAGCGACGUACCCUAUGGUUGCGUUGAGGACGGGCUACAGAAGUGUGCCACUGAGAAAUGGUUUCUCUGAAGAGAUGGAACUUUCUACCCUCCUUGUCCACAUCUCUAUAAAGAAUGUCAAGGAGGGAGGAAGUGAGUUUGACACCCCAGUGACUGACUGCUGAUCCAAGACUGACUGGCUCCAAGAUGGGCAAACUUUACCUCAGGUUAUGUUUCCUGUAUGGUUGCUAUUUAAACGUUUAUUUAUCGUAUUUUACAAUUUUUAAAGUAUUCUCAUUGGAGUUAAACUUUGACGGUUGUGCUUUCAGGUCUUGAUGUUUAUUGUCUCAGAUGUUGAACUUUACAAUAUUUUAUGGAGGGAUCUACUAUUUCUCUAUCUCCCUUCCCAUAUCAGUAUAGACUUCAAGAAUUUUUUAUCGUAAAAGAGUAAGAAACAAAAUUAAUCAAUACAACCUUUGACUAUUAAUACAACUAGACAUUUCAUCUCAUGUUAAAGUUGUCGCCAGUUUUGUAAUCAGAAUUGUCGUAAUUGAUGUGAGCAACCAUAAGAUGAUUUGAUUUGAUUUGAUGCUAUUGUAAAUUACUAAUUUCUGUAGAAUAGGCAAACUUGUUUACCAAGUCAAUUUGAAGGAACGACUUAUUGUGAGCUAUAGCAGUAAUAUGCCACAAUCUACAAAUAUAUUAGAAAAUAGAAUUCAAUAGCGCAUUCUGUGACUGGUCUCAUACAAAAUAUAUUUAAAAAAUUGGCAGAGGGGGUGUCUAAUUCAGUAUCCAAUAGUCAACGGUACAACCAAACCAAGCAAUCAAAUAUCAAGACAUAAGGUACAAGUUCUUUUAAAGUAAAAUGAAACUAAAUGAAUCAAACUUUUUUAUUGGAAUUAUAACUUUCAGUAGAAUCACUAAAUUGCAAACAAAAUCAAAUAAAAACUCAGAUAAAUACCCUACCUAAUGUAGUGUGAAUCCUAAUCAUAUAUAGUGCAGAUUUAAAAUAUUUAUACCAAAUAAAUUAUGUGUUUGUCUCUAAUAGGGUAAAUUGCAAUUUUAGAAUUAUUUAUGUUUAUGUAUAUUUGUGUUGGUUAAUUAAAUGUAUGUGUAAGUUUGGAUGUAAUGUCCACGCUCUCUUUAUAUAGUCAUUGUUAUGAUCAACUUGUUAGCUCUUUAAGAAAAUAUUUGACUAGGAAAAAGAAAACUUGAUGUUAAGGCAAAUAAACGUAACAUACAUUUCUACAUUUGAUCUAUUUCAGUAUUAAAAUUUAACUGAGUGGUGGUCAGAAUGCAUUGGGCUUGGAAGACAUCCUGUCCAUAACCAACGCCUUUUAGCGUUGAACGUACAAAUCUAAAAACCACUUGAAGCUUUUGAUAUAUCUAAAAGCUUUAAAUAACAGGUCUAUUUAGUAAAAAUAUUCUACAAUGGAACCUCUAAAAAUACAAAAAAAGAACAAUAAAUUUUCAAAUACUUUUUUAGUUACCAUAUUGGGUAUGUUUAUUCGCCUUGCCAAAUUGAAAUUGUAAUAAUCUAUCAAUACCACAAUGUGCUUCCAUUAAAUUUAGUUAAGUAUAUUAGUAUAGAUUUAGGCAUUUAGAUUUCAUCUGUGUUUGUUUUGCAUUUUUCAUCAUCAAAUAGGGUCAUGCUUGGUAUUAGAACAAAUUUAUUUUUAACACUCUGUGUUGGCCAAUGCUGCAAACUAUUCUUACCUUUUAUUAAAUGUUCUAUGGAGUAUUUCUAAAUUGUACUGAAAAAUCUCAAGAUUUCCAAAGGUUUACUUUUGUACAGGGUGUUCUUUUUUUUCUAAACCCAAAUUACAAGUUAAGUACUGUGAGACCAACUACAAAAUGAGCUCAUAUUUUGGUGUCCCUGUUUUCUUUACUUCAUUACCUAUCAGCUGAUAUUGAAUCGUUGUAUAUUUAUGAUGUUUAUUUGGGAAUUUAUUGUGAACAAGACUUAAAGCUGUGUCAUAGACUAACCAACACAAGGAGACUUCAUCCCGUCCCAUUUUAAAUUUUGAAGCUCGUUUUACGUCUCUAGUUCAUGUUUAGUAACACUGACCGCUAGUGUUGACGAAAUUUUGUUUCUAUUAUUUUAGUGUUAAUUUCAUGAUUUGCGCUUUAACCCUUAGAGUGCCAGGAGAGAAAUAAAAGUAACGCUCAAAAAAUGCCGAUGAUUUUUCCCGAAGGUCGCGCUAAAAAUGCCGAGCGCAAUC